GUCAGGGAUAAUCAAACCAUCGUUACAGAAUUAAUUCUUCUAGGAUUUGGUGAUUUCCAGCAUCUGGACAUGGUCCUCUUUCUGCUGUUUCUAGUGAUUUAUAUCUUUAGCAUGGUUGGGAACAUUCUCAUCAUAGCUCUUGUUGUGUUAAACCAUAACCUUCACACCCCCAUGUAUUUUUUCCUUGGGAAUCUGUCCUGCUUGGAGACUUUCUACACGUCGACCAUCUUGCCCAAAGUUCUCGUCAGCUUACUGACUGGAGAGAAAGCCAUUUCCAUUCCGGGCUGCAUUGCCCAAUUCUAUUUCUUUGCUGCACUGGUAGGUACAGAAUGUGGCCUCCUAGCCGUGAUGUCUUAUGACAGGUACACAGCAAUAUGCAAACCAUUACAUUAUGCGACACUGAUGAAUAUGAAGGCCUGCCUGUACAUGGCAUCUGGGUCAUGGAUUAAUGGAUUUCUGGCCAUGUCUGUAAUGAUGUAUCUGAUGACAAGGUUGACAUUCUGCGGCCCAAAUGAAAUUGACCAUUUCUUUUGCGACCUUACCCCUGUAGCAAGAAUCUCCUGCAGUGAAACACAAAGAUUUGAACUGAUGGGGUGCAUAUUCUCAACCAUCUUCACCCUGCCUCCCUUUUUAUUGACGCUAACAUCAUACACAUUCAUCAUCAUUGCCAUUCUGAAGAUCCCAUCGGCCACUGGCAGGAAAAAGGCCUUCUCCACAUGUUCUUCUCACCUUCUUGUAGUUACAAUCUAUUAUGGGACUUUAUUCACUGUCUAUGUGCUCCCAAAUACUGAAAAUACAAGGAAGCUCAACAAAGUGUUUUCUGUUUUUUACACCAUUCUAACACCCUUGGUCAAUCCCCUCAUAUACAGUCUGAGGAACAGAGAGGUGAAAGAGGCCCUUAGGAAAUCUAUUGGUAAACUGAUGCAUGGCAUAAGACCACAGGAAUUCAAGGCCUUUUCUUUAGAGUAG
Molecule: messenger RNA, 969 nt
Organism: Euleptes europaea (tarantolino)
Lineage: Eukaryota; Metazoa; Chordata; Lepidosauria; Squamata; Sphaerodactylidae
Product: olfactory receptor 6B1-like
Exons: 1
Coding region: 70-969 (299 amino acids)
Biological process (GO): G protein-coupled receptor signaling pathway
Cellular component (GO): membrane
Molecular function (GO): olfactory receptor activity; G protein-coupled receptor activity
Source: RefSeq, a predicted model, not a curated record